AAAAAGCACUUUUCCUUGCGCGUGGUGCGGACGGGUUUGGAGUCGGUGCCCGACCUCACGGGGCUGAGCCGCGCCGCCGUCGUACACAUGGUAGACCUGGAGAGCAACAAGAUUGGUGACCUGCAACCAAAUUCUGUUUCAGUGGAAACAGCGCAAUUGAUCCUCAAUUAUAACUCCAUAGAAGCCGUGCACGGAUGGGCUUUCAACGGCUCCAAGAUCGCUGCUUUGAGCCUCAAAGGCAACUGGCAGCUGUCCUACCUGCACGAGCACGCCUUCAGCGGCAUCCACAGCCUCGCCGACUUGGACCUGUCGCAGACGGCCAUCACGCAGCUGCCCACCAGCGGCCUGGGGGAGCUCCACCGGCUGCGGCUGGAAGAGGCGCCCCAUCUCACCACCAUACCCUCCGUCUACAGCUUCAGGCACCUUCGGGAGGCAUGGCUGACGUACAGCUUCCAUUGUUGCGCCUUCAAGUUUCCUGCCAGGCACGACCCUGAGAAGCACAAGGCUUACAUGGCGAUGAUGCGCAACUACUGCGGCGCCGACUUCGACGACACGGGCCAGGCGGGCGCGUCUGCGGCCACCACCGAGGGGGAGAUGAGGUGGCGCCGCGACACGGACCACGGCGGGGACUUCGGGGAGUUCGGCGAGUUUGGCGAGUGGGGCGGCAGCUUCCAGGGGGGCGACUCGGCCGGCAGCGACGAGCGGCUGACGGAGGAGGGCGGCGGCUGGUGGGGCGACCUGGGGGCGGCGCAGGAGGCGGGCUGGGGCGACCUGCACCAGCACGAGCACGAGGACCACGGCGACUUCUCGCAGACCACGGCGCGCAUCCCCGACACGCGCAUACACGCCCUCUGCGGAAACCUCUCGCGCAGUUCGGUGGCGGUGCGGUGCACGCCCGAGCCGGACGCGCUCAACCCGUGCGAGGACAUCAUGGGCCUGCCGUGGCUGCGCGGCUGCGUCUGGGUCGUGGUGACGGCCGCGCUGCUGGGCAACGCCGCCGUGCUGCUCGUGCUGCUCUGCUCCGCCUCGGACCUCACCGUGCCCAAGUUCCUCAUGUGCCACCUGGCCACCGCAGACUUCUGCAUGGGCCUCUACCUGCUCGCCCUCGCCGCUAUGGAUCUCAAGUCCAUGGGCUUCUACUUCAACUACGCCUACUCCUGGCAGAUCGGUGCGGGCUGCCAGGUGGCGGGCUUCCUGACGGUGUUCGCCAGCCAGCUGUCGGUGUACACGCUGUCCGUGGUGACGCUGGAGCGCUGGUUCGCCAUCACGUACGCCAUCUACCUCAACAAGCGGCUGUCGCUACGUGCCGCGGCACAAGUCAUGGCCGGGGGCUGGCUGUACGCGCUCGGCGUCGCCACGCUGCCGCUGGUCGGCGUCAGCAACUACUCCAGUACCAGCAUCUGCCUGCCGAUGGAGGCGCGGCGCGCGGGUGACGUGGCGUACCUGGUGGUGCUGCUGGCGGGCAACGGGCUGGCCUUCCUGAUGGUGGCCGUCUGCUACGCGCAGAUCUACGCCUCGCUGGGCCGCGACACGCGCCACGCCGCGCCGCGCUCCGGCGAGCUCACCGUCGCCAACAAGAUGGCGCUGCUCGUCUUCACCGACUUCGCCUGCUGGGCGCCCAUCGCCUUCUUCGGCCUCACCGCCGUCGCCGGCUACCCGCUCAUCGACGUGACGCGCUCCAAGAUCCUGCUCGUCUUCUUCUACCCGCUCAACUCGUGCGCCAACCCCUACCUGUACGCCAUCCUCACGGCGCAGUACCGCCGGGACCUCGUCAUACUGCUCGCCAGGUACGGACUGUGUACUCGGAUGGCGCAGAAGUACAAGAUGGGCUACUCGGUGCCGACGUCCAACAACUCGAACCCAGUGCCGCUGCUGCCGUGUGCUUCCAAAUCAUUACGAAAAAUCAUUGCUGAUAAUUUAUAUCUUCAGGAUGAAUUCGAAAGCAGAAGUGAACCAAAAGUAACAGCGGCUGAUGUGUAA
Schistocerca americana (American grasshopper) is the source of this 1980-nucleotide messenger RNA. Its product is annotated as thyrotropin receptor-like. Gene Ontology annotation, biological process: G protein-coupled receptor signaling pathway. The transcript is spliced from 15 exons. The record is from RefSeq and is a predicted model, not a curated record. The annotation marks the transcript as partial. Gene Ontology annotation, cellular component: membrane. Lineage: Eukaryota; Metazoa; Arthropoda; Insecta; Orthoptera; Acrididae. Gene Ontology annotation, molecular function: protein binding; G protein-coupled receptor activity; protein-hormone receptor activity.